ACAAUGGGAAGAUGAGAGGAUGCAAACCCUCAGGGAGCAGGAAGAGAAGGUGUCUAAUGAGCUCAGAAAAGAAGUUCCAGGAUAUAAAAACAAAAUGAUCAUGGUAGCACCUGUGAUUGCAGUAACAACAUUUUUUAUUGUACUUUUCUGUCUCAUUACGAUUUGUCAGAGGAAGGUAUACAAAAGAGGAAGCUCAAGGUCGGAGGGAAGCCCAGGAGCUGAUGCAGGCCACCGCAAGGCAGAUGCUGACGCAGAUACUGGGCCCUUCCUGGAAUCCGUAACAGGCCAGAGCACCAGGUAGAUGGUGACACAGAUAAUGGACCUGCCCUGGAAUUCCUAACAGGACAGAGUACCAGACAGAUGGCGACACAGACUACUUCCUGGAACCCGUGAGGGACCCGCUCGCGGUGGAAACUCCCAAAGCUCAUGCCCCCCGCCCCUCAUUGAACAGCUGUAUUAAAAAAGUGCCUUUGCUCCCUACUCUGCUUACCGAUACUCCUCCACUUUCCGCCUUAUCUGAACCCCCCCCAAAAUCUUUCCUACCCUCCGACUCGUCCGCCUCCCUACCCAGGCCCUUUCCCCAAAGCUCCUUCCGCCUCACUGUCCGCACCCUCUCCUCCCCCUUCUCUACCCAACCUCCCUCCGGCAACACCUUCUCCCCUACCUGCUGACCUUCCCCCUCCUCCGCCCCACUCCCAGGACACUGCUGUGGCCACUGUUGCAGGAGCCGGGAGCUCAAGUCGCCAGGCGACUCCCCCUCCCCCACCCCUCCCUGCUUCCCCAGUCAGCAAACACACACGUUUGCAGGCCCCUCCUCUCUUCU
Messenger RNA from Myotis brandtii (Brandt's bat), 823 nucleotides. RefSeq names its product leucine-rich repeat-containing protein 37B-like. Lineage: Eukaryota; Metazoa; Chordata; Mammalia; Chiroptera; Vespertilionidae. The record is from RefSeq and is a predicted model, not a curated record. The coding region runs from base 20 to 301 and encodes 93 amino acids. The transcript is spliced from 4 exons.